CAUAGGUCCCGUCCUCUCUAUACCCUUUCUCUCGACUAACGUCUGCUGUAGUUUCUCUGUCCAUAAGUGGGGGCGACGUGGAGAGAAGCCUUGAGGAAGUCCAUGCUCGAAGAACCUCGUUUCAAUCCCAGUUCCCAUUGUCCACGAAGUGAAGAGGAUGGGGCUCGCUCGCUGCUGCUUUCCCGCGUCGAUAAAGAUGGACCUCGCGCUGCUGGCCUGCUUGGUUGCGCUUGUAGGCAUCUGCUUAGCGCGCUCCGACGCUCCGCGAGGGGUGGCGGUGCCGUUUGUUUUUGACCUCAAAGCGACGUGCGACCCUCCGUGCCAACAUGCUGGCAUCUGCAUCCGAAACAACACCUGCUUCUGCUCUCGCGGCUAUGAGGGAGAGACCUGCCAGUAUGGUGAUGUUACAACUUUAUAUUUGCCUAGAAAGGAGACAGAAAACAAAAUAGCCAAACUAGAAAAGAAAAGUGAUGCAUUGAACAAUAUAUGAAAUAUGUAUAUCAUGUAUUUUUUCAUCACAACAUGUAUGUAACAUUUGCAUGACUUACUGGAUGAGUGCUGAUGAAUAUAUUGCCUGUUGUUUUGAACAGCUAACUGCUAUCCCAAAUGUAAGAAUGGAGGAGAGUGCCUUCGCCCUGGAAAAUGCAGAUGUCCUUCUGGAUUUGGAGGAAAAUAUUGUCAUAAAGGUACUUAUCUAAUUCUGUUAACCUUUUAGAUAUACAGUAUGUUGGUGCUUGGUUAAUGUUAAAAAUCUGAGUAAAUAUUGUAAUAAUAUCUAUGUAUUGGUAACUACAGGAGGCUAGUACAAGUAACCUAAGAUGUUUUAUUUAGAGAGAGUGUGGUUGGACAAGGGUGGGGAGUUAAGACUUAGUCCUAUAGUAAAAGGUUAUGAACAUGGACAUGGGGAGGUAAGUGGAUGAUUUGAUUUUAUGUCUGUCUUUUCCAGUGAAAUGUGAUAGUGGAUGCUGGAAUGGUGGAGACUGCAUCGCUGUGAACGGAGUGGCCAAGUGCAUCUGUCCCUCCAGCUGGACCGGCUCCAAAUGCCAAGAGGGUUUGUUUACAUCCUAAUUAGCCUAAUCCACACAGAGGUGAAACCAGCAGUGAGACUGGUUGCUCAGCUGGCCUAUUAAUCAACAGUAGCAUAUAAAUCCUCUCCGGAACCCUCUGACAACUUCAUUGCAAUGCCAAGAUACCUUCACACGUACUAAAACAAUAAAAAAUAGUUUAUUUAAUUACGUUCGAAUGGGACAAAGAAAACGCUUCACAUGGCCAAAGGUAUUGAUUUAUUGGUUCCCAGAAUGUUGAGAAUGCAUUGUUGCGAUGUUUCCCCAGCGAUCUGUCCCCAGGGGUGCAGGAACGGGGGCAGCUGUGUGGCCCCAGGAAUCUGCAGCUGUCCAGAGGGCUGGCUGGGUGGAGCCUGCCACACUGGUGAGUGAGAUCUUAAGACGAAUGCAGUAACUGUAAGUCGCUCUGGAUAAGAACGUCUGCUAAAUGACUAAAAUGUAAUGUAAAAUGUGACUCAUAUACACACAGUUCACUCUCAUAAACUCUCACAGAUUUGGCACACAACCAACAUACAGUAUACACAUUUUCAGACAUGCACUUUCUUACUCUCACCCCAACAGACACACAAACACGGUACAUUAUGCACACACUAGCAGACACACUUACACAGAUACAGGCAACAGGCCAAAUAAAUGUAUAACCGUAACUGGAGCCUAAUCACUAAUCUGUUCUGGAUGUGUGUCAAGUGUGUUACUUUGUAACACACUGACACACUUGGGUCAAACAAUAGUUGGCAGAGAAGUUAAUCAGGCAUGCUAAAGAAUAACAAAUAUAAAUCAGACUGUCAGCAAAUUAAGAAAUUAUAAACAGAAGUGUGUGAGAAGUGUGUGAGAAAGUGAGAAACCUGUCAACGUGAGAUAUCUGUUGAAAAUGACUGUUUUGAGAUUUUGUUCUCAGAGCGGUCUUUCCCCAGAUGUGAAGAGGCCACCAGAGUACAUAAUGAGCCCUCCUUCCUUUCUUUCUUAAUGUAACAUCUAUUUUUCUUUUUCCCUCUCCCUCUGUCUCUUUCCCCUCUCUCUCUAUCUUGCAGCUGUGUGUCACCAGCCCUGUCUGAAUGGAGGCAAGUGUGUGUCUCCCGAUACGUGCCGCUGUCGCCCUCCUUACUCCGGACCACGCUGUGAGGAGAGGAAAAAGGUGUUUUAACCCUAUAUGGGGUCAGAGGUCAAAGAGGACCAGUCAGAGGCCAUGUAGAACUGUAUUCAUUCCAAAUCUGGUGCUUUAGAUAUUGUCUCUCUGCCUUUUGUAAAUGUUUUUUUAAAGAACCACAGAUUUUUGUGUUAACGAUAACAUUUGACUAUUAACUUAAUAUCUACUAUACAAUUUUGUGUUUGUGCUAUAUAAUGAAUAAAAUGUGGAUACAAG
Messenger RNA from Coregonus sp. 'balchen', 2427 nucleotides. The record is from the annotation of a GenBank genome assembly. Lineage: Eukaryota; Metazoa; Chordata; Actinopteri; Salmoniformes; Salmonidae.